CACUAUGUGGAGAAGGCAGUGCCAGAAUGUUUGCUAAUUCUUUCAGCACGUUGGCUUAUUUCUAGUCUAAUAGGGCACAGCAAGAGAUAUGAAGCCCGACUCAUGUUGCUAGAGGAUUAGACUGCAUGUAGCCUCCAAAUGAAGAAAACACGGAGUACAACCUUGCGCCGGGCUUGGCCUAGCUCGGAUUUUUCAGACCGGGCCUCAGACCGUAUCCGCUCCCGCAGUGAGAAGGACUACCGCUUACACAAGCAAUUUCCACCGGCUUUUAUUUCUGCUGCAUCACGGGGAUACCUGACUGCAGGUGAUGUGUCACCAAUCAGUAUGUCCCCCAUCAGUCAGUCACAGUUUAUUCCUCUGGGGGAAGUUCUUUGCUUGGCCAUCUCAGCAAUGAACGCUUCAAGGAAACGAGUCACCCAGGAGGCUCUCAUGGAACAUCUAGCUACCUGCUUUCCAGGGGUUCCCACACCCAGUCAAGAAAUUCUGCGGCACACAUUGAACAUGCUUGUGAGAGAGCGUAAAAUUUACCCAACUCCUGAUGGUUAUUUUAUCGUGACCCCACAGACUUAUUUUAUUACACCUUCACUCAUAAGAACAAAUAGCAAAUGGUACCAUCUGGAUGAAAGGAUACCUGAUCGGUCUCAAUGUACGUCACCACAGCCAGGGUCUAUCACUCCGUCCACCUCUGGCUGUGUCAGAGACAGAGCGCACCAUAGAAACCACUGUGACUCUUGCAAUUGCUUUAGAGAAGAAUUUCAUAAUCAUACAUCCACUCUUCAGAAAAAAUCAACAAAGGAAUGUAAGGACUCUGUUUGCCCUCCUUCUUUCAAUCUGAUGCCAGCAACCCACACAGAGAAAAGUAAAAGUACUGUGAAUUGUUCGUACAAAACCGAAACGCUGCCGAAACACAAAGAUGGAGAAAAGCAAUCUAAAAAAUUUGGCCUGAAACUAUUCAGGUUAAGUUUUAAAAAGGACAAAUCAAAGCAGUUGGUGAAUUUUUCUGCCCAGUUUCCCCCAGAGGAAUGGCCAUUGCGUGAUGAAGAUAAUCCGACUUCCAUACCAAGGGAGGUAGAACAGGAGUUAAUUAAACGCAUCAAUCCUGACCUGACUGUAGAAAACGUCUUGAAACACACAGCGCUGAUGAAGAAACUUGAAGAGGACAAAGCCCAAAGGAAUAAAGCAGGUUCCUCCGCACAGCACAGUGGCAAGAGCAAAAAGAGUAGAAGUCACAAAAAAUCCCAUGGUAAAUCCCGAUCACAUAGCAAGUCUAGGGUUCCUAAAGGGGAACACUCAGAAGAUACCCACUUAGAUGUACCAGAAUCAAGGGAAUAUGAAUUUUAUGAUCCAGUAACUAGAUCACCGUGUGAAAAAAGUGCCACUAUAGAACUAAAAGGCGAUAAUGAGUUUAUAACACAUGAUAAAAUAAAUAUGGUUGAAUCCCACUUUCCUGUGACGCCAGAGUGGGAUGUGUCUGGGGAUCUAUAUAAGAGAAGGAUGGAGAGUCGAUUUCAUGAACAUUCGAGAGAGAGUUUACAGUCCAAGGUUCAUCGGAGCCACAGCCAUACUCAAGACAGAAAAUCAAGAAAUGAUAGGAGCAGUAAAGCUAAGGAGAGAUCCAGGUCUAUGGAUAAUUCGAAAAGACCUCUUGGUGCUGCCUUGUUAGGUACGCCUGAAGAGAUGAAAGGACGCGGCUUGGAGGAAAGCCAUUCCACUAAUGAAGACAGUAAAUUACGUUCUUCCAAAUUACUCAGUUAUCACAGAUCAGGACUGCCAUCACAUUCAAAUCAUAUUACAGAGCCAUGUAUACCUGAGUGCGUUGAUAUUGAUAACAGUACACCAGGUCCUGCUGAUCCUUGCAAUCCACUUGAACACAUUACAGUUGAAGAGGGUUUGUCCAAAUUCAGUGAACCCAACUGUUGCGCAACAGACCCAGCAGCUGCUGAUUACUUUCAGUGUAAUACAUCUAAGGAGGGUAUUUUGACUGCGUCUUCUCCAUCAACUGGAUGUAAUGAUGAGCAUCUGUUCAAGGGCUAUGAAAAUUUGACCUUGUCAGAUGGAGUUAAAAAUCUGUCCCCUUUGGACAGGUUCUCCAAACACUCUCCUAUUGAAGAAAAUGUGAAUGGACAGCUUGAGCAAUUGUCACUCCAACAGAGCCAUUAUCCUGAAAAAGUGGACACCAACAUUAGUCUGCCUGGAGCUGGGCAAGCAUCCACACUGUCAUUGCCGAAUGGAGAAGUCUUCAAACCACAUUCUGAAAUUCUGCCUGGAAAGUAUGUGGAGAACAGUUACCAGGAAUCAUCUGGGAUUUCAUUGUAUGAAUCACAACACAAGAACCCUUCUGAGGUGCUCCACACAAACCUUGAGAACCUCGAGUGUGUUGGCCUCACCGCUGGGACGCAAUUAAUGCCUGUGUCACAGGGACAAGAAGAGCCAGUGAACCAAGAAUCCUCCUUUGACUAUUACAAUGUUUCUGAUGAUGAGUCUGAAGAUGGGACGAACAAAAAACAAGAGGAGGCUAAGAACCGAGAGGACGGUGGAACUGUACAGUGGCUCCUAGAACGAGAGAAAGAGAAGAGCCUCCAGAGAAAGUUUGAGAAGAAUCUAACUCUCCCCAAGGAAGGUGAUAACAAUACCAGCCAGAAAACUACGCACACUGCUCGACUAGAUAGCAUGGACAGCAGCAGUAUAACAGUAGACAGUGGAUUUAAUUCUCCUCGGUAUUGAGUGGGUAAUGCAACUUACUGCAUGGCAUUCGCCAACACCAUAACUGCACCAUACUGCAUGAACGUCCAUUGUGGGUUUGGUAAAGAAGAAAAAGCACAAACUGUUUUGCACUUCAUGGCUUUGGUUUCUUGAUGAUAUUCUACCAAAACUUCCAUGUUUAGAAAUGAUCUUCUUUAGAACAUCAAGCCAGCAAAAUGCACCACAGUAAUUUUGCAAAGCUAGUGCACGCAUUAAAAUCUGGAUGAGCACAUUUCUGUCACAGUCUAAACACUGAAGAUAUUAUCUUCAAUUCUAAUGUCCGUUUUUUUUCUAAGAACAAUUGUUGUCGAUAAUAAAGUGAUGUGGUACCAACAGAUUCUGUUGCACUAUUGAAAGAUAAAAUGGUAUUUGAGUUUUGUUAGUUGUACAAUCUAUAAGCUUGCACAUUUGGUUAUUUUUGUCACUAUUUCAGUAGCCCUAACUACUGUCUAUAAGAGCAAUUCAUAGGGAAAAUUGUUUCAAGUAUUAUAGCAACUGUAUACCAAUUAUAUCUACCUGAUAAGAGUCUGUUUAUGUGUACCAAUGUGCUUCAGAGGAAAUGCUCUUGAAUAAGAAACUCUAUCUUGAAAACAGUUUGUUACAUGGAAAAUAGAUAUUGUUAUUACAAGGCAGUGUAACUGAAGCAUUUUGACUACAAUAUAAACCAAGUGAGCAAAGUUUGAGCGGGAUAACACACAUCACCUGUACACUUUGAUUAUGUUGCCAACAAUAGCUUCCUCCUAACCAACAUAACCAGUGCAUAAAAUUGUAAAGGUUUUAAAUUUCUUGGAUAUUGGUGUCUGAGCUGUCACUGUUGAUCAUGCAGUGUCAGUGAGCACAUUAUUACCGACCUUUCUGUAGUAAUUGAAACGUACGUUACCAUAUUAUGUUACUGAUAGAAGAGUAUUACAGCACAAGGCUANUUUUUACAGUGACCAGGGCCCAGUGUUAUGCAUGUAACUAACAUUGGUGCUAGCAUGCCACUAGGUUCCUCUCUUUUUGCUGAAAGGUAACUCCAUGUUUUAUAUCCAUUAGUGCCUUUGUGUUUUGGGAUGCCAUUAAAUAUUAAUUACUCUUUAUUUUGUGUGAUUUUUUUUUAAAUAAACAUUUCCUGUCCCAUUCCUCCCUUCAGUCUCUUCCGACCCUCAGAUGCUGAUGCUGGAGUAUGUUUGUACAGAACAGCAGCUCUUGUGGCCAUUCCGCAUCUAUGAGUCUGCAGGAUAUUUAAACUAGGGCAGGGGCAUCACAGUCAAACCUGACUCUAACAUCACCCCAAAACAUACAAGCACUGAUUCCAGUAGAAGCUGCUGGAUAACAGUCAGAAGUGCAAAUCCUAGGCACUUUUUCUGUCUUGUAACCCAAGUAACCUGAGACCAACAGUAACAUCCCUAUUGCUGCCCUAAUCGAGAGCAGCCCAACGCAGCACAGACUGGGGAUCAAACCUACAACCUUCCCAUCUGUAUCGCAGAUCUCUUUAGGAGUGGCUUAACCAACUGAGCUAUCUAUUAGGCUUCUGAUGCACCAGUUAAGCCAAUUUUGUACAAAUCUAGGUAUUUGGAAUAGUAGUGAGUAUGGAGCCAGUCCUUUAGAUGUGUUAUAUUUAUACAUUUUUUUUAAAAAAGGGACUAAUCAUCUCAUUUUGUCUUGUCCUACGACAGGCAAGAAUCUGUUUUUGGUGGAUAUUUGGCAUAAUUUUAUUAUUACCUGGAGGCACACUGCUAUUAUCAUGGCACUAAAACUGGUUAAUAUCUGCCCCUUUGUGAAUGUACAGUUUCCAAUAUUCAACAUCCAGCAGAUGCUUAUUGUGACAAUAGCACUGGAACACGCUUAUCAUUUGGUUAACCUUACUUUCAAAUUAAGUAAUUUCUAUUGAUGCAAAACUAUUAACACACCCAUUGAUAAAUGAUUUGAAAUUUGAUUUGGUUUCAAUAAAUGGUGUAAAUAUGAGAUUACAUAGAAUUACAUAGCGACAAAACAAGCAAACUAGUAUAAAUGUAUAUAUGUUUACAAAAUGUGUGUGUGCCUGAUUUAUUGCAAUCCAUAGUAGGACAAAACAUUGCAAAUGUCUUUGAUACUGUUUCUAUGGCAAUGAGAGAUUUGAAUGAUCUUAAAUGUACACAAAACAUUUUUUCAUUAAGUCAACAUAUUGUUCAUCAUUGCACAUAACUACCUCCACAGCUUUAAUAAAAUGGUAACAGUGAGGGUGAUGUAGCAUGAUUCCCUUUCUUUUCCCUCUCUUUGUUACCAUCUUAUAAAUAAGCUCUCACCAAACUUGCUUGUGAAUUUUUACGCUGGUGCUUUAAUUCCUUGAAGCGUGGGUUCCAAACUAGCUUCCAUAUAUGUUCAUUUUAAUUCAUGUGUUGUUUUGAAAUGUGCCAGCACGUGAAAAAAAGAUUAACUUCUUCUAUCAGAUAUCUCUAUGAGGAGUUUGCAUUCAAAGGUUAGUCUAUUUUUAAAGACUGAACUCAAAAGGAUAAUGAUAGGUAUUUUUCCUGUAAAUGACUGAAUUGUAAUUGUAUGAAUUUAGUGAGUACAAAUGCAAACAAUAUUUUUUCUUCAAGAAGAAGGAAUAGAGCAGCCAGGACUGCCUUGUACAAAUAUGUUUGCACUGCUAAAAUAACAACAAACGAAAAAAAGUGAUUUUCUCUGGUUGCUGUUAAACUCAUCCAGAUGUGGUGUUUAUAUUGUAAAAAGUUUCUUACCAAGCAAUCGUUCAUGGAACGUCUUCCCUAAUGUUACUGUUUUAUGUAUGUUAUAGCAAAUUAUAACAGGCUUGUUUUUUGUAAGUGUAUUAUACUGUAAAAUGAUGUGUUUAGCUGUCAUGCUUAGUACAAUAACUUGAAAAACUGUAAACAGGGAUUUUUAAAAAUGUUUAUUUAAAAGU
Molecule: messenger RNA, 5626 nt
Organism: Callorhinchus milii (elephant shark)
Lineage: Eukaryota; Metazoa; Chordata; Chondrichthyes; Chimaeriformes; Callorhinchidae
Product: storkhead-box protein 2
Exons: 4
Coding region: 139-2724 (861 amino acids)
Biological process (GO): positive regulation of transcription by RNA polymerase II
Cellular component (GO): nucleus; cytoplasm
Molecular function (GO): DNA-binding transcription activator activity, RNA polymerase II-specific; RNA polymerase II transcription regulatory region sequence-specific DNA binding
Source: RefSeq, a predicted model, not a curated record